This is a messenger RNA of Callithrix jacchus (white-tufted-ear marmoset), 4122 nucleotides long. RefSeq names its product solute carrier family 45 member 2 (gene SLC45A2). The record is from RefSeq and is a predicted model, not a curated record. Gene Ontology annotation, biological process: transmembrane transport. NCBI's taxonomy places the organism in Eukaryota, Metazoa, Chordata, Mammalia, Primates, Cebidae. Gene Ontology annotation, cellular component: membrane. Gene Ontology annotation, molecular function: sucrose:proton symporter activity.
AGAAAAUGUAUUUUUCAUUUCUAUUUUAUUGUUAAUCACAACUACUUACUAAGAAGAUGUAUGCAUCUGUUGCACACUGUGCAACUUCUCAGCUGGAAUCAGAUUGGACACUGCUGUCGUCAUUUUCUGCUCCAUGUUGAUGUCCAUAUAGUACUUGCUUUUUUAUCAGACUGACUGGAAAACCCAGUCUCACAAAAAUAUGAAAUCCUGAGAAGGAUUAUAGUGCAAUCUUAUGUUGAAAGCAUGAACUACCUUACUAGUAGUUCAUGUGAUGUCUGACAGAUGUUGACUUUCAAUGCGUUUACUGUGUUCAAAUUUUUAAAUAUCCUGAAAUACUCUUGUGAGGUCACUCUAAUGCCUUGGGUGCCUUGGCAUAGUUUUAGAAACACUAGUUGAAAUUAUUUGCUCAUGAAUAUGCAACUGGGAAGAGGCAGAAUCAGAAUUUAAGCUUUCGUAUUAUGGCCUUCAGUUUUGCUCUUCCGCCAUUUUUAGGAACUUUCCCAAAAGGUUAUGUUUUCCAGCCCAGGCAUGAGGAUCACUUGAGGCCAAAAGUUCAAGAUCAGCCUGGGGAACACAGCUGGACGUCUGUUUCUACAAAAAAUAAAAGUAAAAAAAAUUAGCAAGGCAUGGUAUUGUGUGCCUAUAGUCCUAGCUAUUCAGAAGUGUGGGGCAGGAGGAUCACUUAAGCCCAGGAGUUUGAAGCCACAGUGAAUUAGGAUUGAGCCACUGUACUCUAGCCUGGGCAAUAGAACAAGAUCUUGUCUGUAAAUAAAUUUAUAUAAAAAAGGUUGUGUUUCCUACAACUCAGAGUCCUGCAAGGAAAAUAUGAAUCAUUUAAAGUCUUUAAAAACAGGAAAUUUAAUAUAAAGAAUUCCACUGGUGAUGGAAGAGUAGAGAAACCCAGAAGAUAGUGAGGCAACCCAGAGAUGAACAAACUAGAAGCCAGGGCCACUCCUAUGGCUUCAGGGGUGAUGGGAAAGUUGGUGUCACCUGGAUCCAAGUUGCCGGACCCACCUUGGAGACACAGACGCUGCCAGCAAUCUCUCAGGGAGGAGAAAGAAAUCUAGGGAAAUAUCCUGGCCUCUUUCCUUCUCUCUCACCCCUAGUCUUCUUACCAGUGCCUCCUAUUAGCCAAAUCUACCUAGAAGCCAGAAAACAAGGGAACACUGGAAAUGUAGCCCCAUAAGAUAAAGAGCACCAAAGGAAAUUGAGCUGAGCAGACAGGCAGCUGACUAGCAGCACAAAAUGUAGUGUAUAUGUUUUGUUCACUCAGUAAUUCCUUUAGCAAAUAUUUAUUGAAGACCUACUAUGUGCCAGGUAUCAUGAUAGUUGCUGGGGAUACCAUAAUGAACAAAACGGACCUGCUCUCUGCUCUUAAAUAAAUCAAAGACAAACUCAGGAUAUGGAAUAAACCUAGAAUUAUCUCAUUGUAAAAAUUAUUAAGUGCAAGAAGGAAAAAUAUCAGGGCGAUAUGACACAGCUAAUGAUUCGGGGAAGGGUGUGACCUGCCACCAUUUUAAAUGUAGUUAUUUCACCACUGAGCUGUGUUGUAGAAAACUUGUAGUCAGGAAAAGAUAGAAUGUCUAUAUCUAUAAAAAGAAGUUUACUGAAAGGUAUCAAUUUAUUUACAUUUUGACAUAACCUCUAUAUAAUAAGGCUUUAUUACCUCACAGCCAUGUGUGUGUUCAUGUGAAAUAGCAUGUGUGUAUGAGAGAGAAGCCAUGUGUGAUCAUGUGUAAUAAUGUGUGUGAAAGAGAAGCAAUGUGUGUGAUUAUGUGUAACAGCAUGUGUGUGAGAGAAGCCAUGUGUGAUCAUGUGUAAUAGCAAAUAUGUGAGAGAAACCAUGUGUGAGCAUGUGAAAUAACAUGUAUGAGAGAAGCCAUGUGUGUGAUCAUGUGUAAUAACAUGUGUGUGAGAGAUGCCAUGUGUGAUCAUGUGUAAUUGUGUACGAGCAGUCAUGCAUGUAAUCAUGUGUAAUAUUGUGUAUGAGAGAGAAGCUGUGUGUGAUCAUGUGAAAUAAUACGCAUGUGAGAGAAUCCAUGUGUGAUCAUGUGUAAUAGUGUGUGUGAAAGAGAAGCAAUGUGUGCGAUCAUGUGUAAUAGCGUGUAUGUGAGAGAGAAACCAUGUGUGUGAUCAUGUGUAAUAACGUGUUUGUGAGAGAGGGAGAAAAGCCAUGUGGGUGUGUGAUCUCAUGUAAUUGUGUGUGUGUGAGAGAGAGAGAGAGACAGAGAGAAACAGUACAAAGGAAGACUUCUUUGAAAAAACAUUCCAACUUUCUAAGGAGCCAGAGGGCUCACUCACAGCUACUAAUCUCUGUCAUGCUUUCCAGCACCACCCCCUCCCUCUCAUCAUAACUUGUGAUCUUAGAGGCAGGAAGGAAUUUGAGCCCCUCCCCCAGCCUGACCAUCUCUGUUGUUGCUCGGCCAGACUCCACGUCAAAUCCAGUUUGAAGCACAGACCCUAGCACCACGCAGGAGGUGUUCCUCUCCCAGUGGCCAUGGGUGGCAACAGUGGGCAGGCCAGCCACCACAUCUAUAAAUCCCUAGCUGAUGAUGGCCCCUUUGACCCUGUGGAACCUCCUAAAAGACCCACCAGCAGACUCAUCAUGCACAGCAUGGCCAUGUUUGGACGAGAGUUCUGUUACGCGGUGGAGGCAGCCUAUGUGACCCCAGUCCUGCUCAGCGUGGGUCUGCCCAAUAGUCUGUACAGCAUCGUGUGGUUCCUCAGCCCCAUCCUGGGAUUCCUGCUGCAACCCGUGGUCGGAUCGGCCAGCGACCACUGCCGGUCCAGGUGGGGCCGCCGGAGACCCUACAUCCUCACCCUGGGAGUCAUGAUGCUCGUGGGCAUGGCUCUGUACCUCAAUGGGGAUACCGUGGUAGCAGCUUUGAUUGCUAACCCAAGGAGGAAGCUGGUUUGGGCCAUAAGUGUCACCAUGAUAGGUGUGGUUCUCUUUGAUUUUUCUGCUGACUUCAUUGAUGGGCCCAUCAAAGCCUACUUAUUUGAUGUCUGCUGCCAUCAGGACAAGGAGAAGGGCCUCCACUACCAUGCCCUCUUCACAGGUUUUGGAGGUGCCAUGGGUUACCUUUUGGGUGCUAUAGACUGGGCCCAUCUGGAACUGGGAAGACUGCUGAGUACAGAAUUCCAGGUCAUGUUCUUAUUCUCUGCGUUGGUGCUCACUUUGUGUUUUAUUGUUCAUCUGUGCAGUAUCUCUGAAGUCCCACUUACAGAUGUUGCAAAGGGCGUUCCCCCACAGCCACCCCCCCAGGACCCUCCAUUGUCAUCAGAUGGAAUGUACGAAUAUGGUUCCAUCAAGGAAGUUAAAAAUGGUUAUGUAAAUCCAGAGCUGGCAAUGCAGGGAGCAAAAAACAAAAAUCAUGCUGAACAGACUCGCAGGUCAAUGACAUUAAAGUCACUGCUGAGAGCACUGGUGAACAUGCCUCCCCACUACCGCUACCUUUGCAUCAGCCACCUCAUUGGAUGGACUGCCUUCCUGUCCAACAUGCUCUUCUUCACAGAUUUCAUGGGCCAGAUUGUGUACCACGGGGAUCCCUAUAGCGCACACAACUCCACGGAGUUUCUUAUCUACGAAAGAGGAGUCGAGGUCGGAUGCUGGGGCUUGUGCAUCAACUCUAUAUUUUCCUCACUUUAUUCUUACUUUCAGAAAGUUUUGGUAUCCUAUAUUGGAUUAAAAGGGCUUUACUUCACGGGAUAUUUGCUGUUUGGCCUGGGGACAGGAUUUAUUGGGCUCUUCCCAAAUGUCUACUCCACCCUGGUCCUGUGCAGCCUAUUUGGUGUAAUGUCCAGCACCCUGUACACUGUGCCCUUUAACCUCAUUACGGAGUACCACCGAGAGGAAGAAAAGGAGAGGCAGCAAGUCCCAGGAGGGGACCCAGACAACAGCAUGAGAGGGAAGGGCAUGGACUGUGCCACCCUCACCUGCAUGGUGCAGCUGGCUCAGAUCCUGGUCGGAGGUGGCCUGGGCUUUCUGGUCAACACAGCUGGGAGUGUCGUCAUCGUGGUGAUCACAGCGUCUGCGGUGGCACUGAUAGGCUGUUGCUUUGUGGCUCUCUUUGUUAGAUACGUAGAUUAGGUCAAUAAAGAGACAAUGAUCCUAACCUCAGA